This is a messenger RNA of Cottoperca gobio, 1907 nucleotides long. RefSeq names its product secretion associated, Ras related GTPase 1Ab (gene sar1ab). Bases 117 to 713 code for a protein of 198 amino acids. Gene Ontology annotation, biological process: intracellular protein transport. The record is from RefSeq and is a predicted model, not a curated record. Lineage: Eukaryota; Metazoa; Chordata; Actinopteri; Perciformes; Bovichtidae. The transcript has 7 exons. Gene Ontology annotation, molecular function: GTP binding; GTPase activity.
UAUUUCCGGCAAACUGUCAAACUCGUAGGCUACAUGACAGUGGACGGGACAGGCUUGGACCAAAAACCAACGGACGUGAAGCUCAUAAAUUCGGCAGACCGAGGCAGUCCAGAGAAAUGUCUUUUAUAUUUGACUGGAUCUACAAGAGCUUCAGCAGUGUCUUGCAGCUAUUAGGGUUGUACAAGAAGAGCGGCAAGCUAGUGUUCCUCGGACUAGACAAUGCUGGAAAAACAACACUCCUACACAUGCUCAGAGACGACAGGCUAGGACAGCAUGUGCCAACGCUACAUCCAACUUCUGAAGAGCUGACCAUUGCCGGGAUGACCUUUACAACGUUUGACCUCGGAGGUCAUACACAAGCACGAAGGAUCUGGAAGAACUACCUCCCAGCCAUAAACGGCAUCGUGUACAUGGUGGAUUGUGCUGAUCAUGAGCGACUAGCGGAGGCUAAAGUUGAACUGGAUGCCCUGUUAACAGACGAUACCAUCUCAAACGUCCCGGUUCUCAUCCUGGGGAAUAAGAUCGACCGUCCAGAGGCCAUCAGUGAGGAUGCACUCAGAGGAAUGUUUGGUUUUCAUGGACACACAACUGGAAAGGGCAAAGUGUCACUGAAGGAGAUGAAUUUGAGGCCAAUGGAAGUUUUCAUGUGUAGCGUGCUGAAGAGACAAGGAUAUGGAGACGGUUUUCGCUGGCUUUCCCAGUAUAUUGACUGAUUCACGUUCUUUUCGUAACCUUGUUUACCACGCUACCUGCGCACACAAAGACAUGUUCGACACAAACUACCUGCCGUAGAGAGACAUUUUUAUCAAAUAUACCAUACUUAGGACUUUGACCGUGCCCGUAGGAAAUGUGUUUCUAGUAGCGUUUUGUUAAUAUACACCGUUUUCUUUAAGAGUUCAAAAGAAAUGUGUAUGUCAUAUCAAUCAUACCACGGCAAGUCAAAGAUUAAGUGAUGAAUCAGUCUGUAUUGUUCAGAUCGAGUGUGGAGAAUAAUCUUCAUGGUGUGAUUUCUACUUUUACUUAAACCCCGUGGAGAAUUCUGUCUGCCAUAUAGAACAUGUCAUCGCUGUGAACCAGUUUCUGACCCGGGUUUAUUUUUAGCUGCUAGUGUAGACUUACAGUGAAGGUCAAUUUGGUUAACAUUUUUGUACUUGGAGUUACUCUUCCUUGAUUGAGGAUGAAUAUUAUAAUUAUAUCUUUACCUUUUUCAAACUAAUGGGAAUUUCGAAUAGCAUACAUUUUUUCAUCCAAGAACAAAAUAGUUUUUCUGGAAAGUGCUGCAGAGAUUUUGUGCCAUAUUUGUUUAGAAAAGUAAUAAUAAUACUAAUAAUAAUAAUAAUAAUAAUAAUAACAACAACAACAAAGUAGCCUGUUACCUCCAGGGAUGCUGAUAGUUCCUGCAUGUUUUUUUAAUUAUUGAAGGGUUUACCACUACAGGCCAAUUAUAUGAAUGUGACCACAAGUGCAUUAACUGACACUUUGCUGUGAGAAACUUUAUUUAUUAGCACACAGUGUUAAACAAUUGCAGUAUAUUUUAACUGCAUCAGUACAGCCGGGUGAUGUAACAAACUCAUACUUGGAUGCCAAUCUACCUGUUUUAAUUAUGGUUAGUUGCUGUAAAACAACUUUGAGUACUUUGUGAUUAGUGGCUGCUCACAAAACGCAGUGAUAUUAUGAGAGUACUUGAGCUGUGCAUACAAAUGGAGCAUACAAAAGAUAAGCAUGAAAUGACCUCUUAGUGCAAUAUUAUACAUUUUGUAUAUAAGCUCUUAUUUAUAUUUCGCAAUAAAAAAAUUUGGCUUGCCUUAUGUUACAACAAGCUCUGAAAUAAUGUAUCUGUUACAAAAGUACGGUCUUAUUGUUAUUCAACGUGUGAAAUUUGAGCAUAAUAAAUAUUUUUGACAAUC